AUGAAUCAAUUCGACGCUAAUCUUAUCCUGGCACAGCCAUUCUUCCUGUGCUCGCUGAUCCUCUUCGUGAUCGGCUGGGUCAUCACCUUCAUCUCCGCCUGUAUCAUCGGUGCGAGCAUCCACCUGAUCUGGGUCGACAUUUUCUACAACCUUUUCCUCCUGCUCGGCACGACUCUCUCCGUCGCGACCCAAUCUCUGCACCACUACCGCCUCGUCAUCCUCGCCUUCAUCGCCGGCUCGCUCUCGUUGAUCUUCGUCUGUAUCGAUACCGCCUUGAACGUCCACACGGAUACCAACAACUAUGCCGCAAAGUACUCUGCCGCCGGCGCUGGCAUGAUCUUCCAGGCCUUCGUCCUCAUCUUCUGGGUCAUCUACUUUGGUGCCGAGGAUGACUCGCUUGCCAAGCGGUCCAUUAAUGGGUUCACUGUUCCCAGGACCCCGCUGACCCAUGGCGGCGCUGUUGGUGUUACGGGCGCACAUGAUGUUGUCAUGGCCCAGCAGCAGCAGCAGCAGCAGCAACAGCAGCAGAAUGGACAGAACCUGAGCUCCGUGGUCGUGGCACCGGCUUCGAAUUAUGCGUACAAGGCUCGGGCGCUGUACUCCUAUGAUGCCAACCCUGAGGACAGCAAUGAGUUGAGCUUUGCCAAGGGCGAAAUUCUGGAUAUCGUUGACAACAAGGGCAAAUGGUGGCAGGCCCGUAAUCAGAAUGGAGCCGUCGGUAUUGCACCUAGCAACUACCUUCAGUUAGUUUAA
This is a messenger RNA of Gamsiella multidivaricata, 753 nucleotides long. RefSeq lists its product as uncharacterized. Lineage: Eukaryota; Fungi; Mortierellomycota; Mortierellomycetes; Mortierellales; Mortierellaceae. The coding region runs from base 1 to 753 and encodes 250 amino acids. Gene Ontology annotation, biological process: regulation of actin filament polymerization. The transcript is spliced from 2 exons. The record is from RefSeq and is a predicted model, not a curated record. Gene Ontology annotation, molecular function: protein binding.